UCCUCUCGCGCAGUCCCUUGCCAGCCCGGGCUCCGGAGAUGCAUCUGCAUCAGGUCCUCACCGGGGCUGUCAACCCUGGAGACAACUGCUACUCCGUGGGCAGCGUCGGGGAUGUCCCCUUCACGGCAUAUGGAUCAGGCUGUGAUAUUGUUAUUUUGGCAAGUGACUUUGAGUGUGUGCAGAUCAUUCCUGGUGCUAAGCAUGGAAACAUCCAAGUCAGCUGUGUGGAGUGUUCUAACCAACAUGGAAGAAUUGCAGCUUCGUAUGGUAAUGCUGUUUGUAUUUUUGAGCCGUUGGGUGUAAAUUCUCAUAAGAGAAAUUGUCAAUUGAAGUGUCAGUGGCUUAAAACUGGGCAGUUUUUUUUGAGCUCUGUGACGUACAAUUUAGCAUGGGACCCUCAAGAUAACAGAUUGUUGACCGCAACUGAUUCUAUUCAGUUGUGGGCUCCUCCAGGAGAUGACAUUCUAGAAGAGGAGGAAGAAAUCGAUAAUAAAAUUCCUCCAGUUUUAAAUGAUUGGAAGUGCAUCUGGCAGUGCAAAACCUCAGUAUCUGUACAUUUGAUGGAAUGGUCCCCUGAUGGUGAAUAUUUUGCUACUGCUGGAAAGGAUGAUUGUCUUUUGAAAGUAUGGUAUCCUAUGACUGGCUGGAAAUCCUCAAUUAUACCUCAGGAUCAUCAAGAAGUGAAAAGGAGACAGGCGUCUACCCAGUUUUCCUUUGUUUAUUUGGCACAUCCCCGAGCUGUGGCAGGUUUCUCAUGGCGUAAAACUAGCAAGUAUAUGCCCAGAGGUUCUGUCUGUAAUGUGUUAUUAACUUCAUGCCAUGAUGGCGUCUGCCGACUCUGGGCAGAAACUGUAUUACCAGAAGAUUGUCUUUUGGGUGAGCAGAUCUGUGAGACUACCACUUCUAGUGUUGCCAGCAACCUCACUCAGGCUGGAAGACACAAAGACAGAAUACAGCAUGCUCUUGAGACAAUACACCAUUUGAAAAAUUUAAGAAAAGGACAGAGGAGGUCUUCUGUUCUUGUGACUCACACUGAAUUAAUGCCUGACCAGACGGCAACGCAUGAAGUUCAGAGACACAUUUCCCACCAUGCCAAUGCUCUAUGUCAUUUCCACAUUGCAGCCAGCAUCAAUCCUGCCACAGAUAUUCCAAAUGUCUUGGUUGGCACUGUAUUUAACAUUGAUGAUGGAAAUGGGGGCUUUGUGGUUCAUUGGUUAAACAACAAAGAGUUUCAUUUUACGUCAUCUACUGAAAUAUUUAUGCAGCAAUUACGAAAACUUUCUGAGAAGCAGAUAGAUCAUGAAAGUGGUGAAGGAGAUAGAGAAGAUGAGGAACGUUCACAGGAGGAAAAAGAGAGGGGUUUACAUAUGAAACUAGAUCAUGAAUUAUCCCUGGAUAGAGAAUCUGAGGCAGGUACAGGAUCGUCAGAACAUGAAGAUGGAGAAAGAGAGGGAAGUCCCAGAACCUUUUCACGACCUAGUGUACCAAUGCCACUGCCUACAGUCCUGCUUGAUCGGAAGAUUGAAAUGCUGCUAACUGAAUGGAAUAAGAAUCCUGACAUGCUUUUUACUAUACACCCUGUAGAUGGUACCUUUCUAGUGUGGCAUGUAAAGUAUUUGGAUGAAUAUAAUCCUGGAAUAUUUAGACAAGUCCAGGUGUCUUUUUCUUCUCGGAUUCCUGUUGCAUUUCCCUCUGGUGAUGCGAGUUCUCUUAGUAAAAAUAUCAUGAUGUAUGCCUGCAUAAAUGCUACGAAAGAUUCUCCUCACACUCUGUUACACCAAGAGAUGAUGGCUGUAGGCAGUCCUCACGGAUCACAAUCGUACUCCAGAUCACACACUACAAAUAUGAACAUUUUAGCUCCUACAGUAAUGAUGGUCUCCAAACACAUAGAUGGUUCUUUAAAUCAGUGGGCAGUCACUUUUGCAGAUAAGUCUGCCUUUACCACGGUUCUGACUGUAUCUCACAAAUUUAGAUACUGUGGUCAUCGAUUUCACCUCAAUGACUUGGCAUGUCAUUCAGUUUUACCAUUGUUACUGACAUCCUCUCAUCAUAAUGCUCUGUUGACUCCUGAAUUAGACUGUCAGUGGGACUCAGACAAUAAAGUAAGUAGAUUGAUGGAUCCUGUAAGACAUAUAAAAGGUUCCUCAAAACAACCUCUUAGAAAUGCAGCGACACGUACAUUUCAUGACCCGAAUGCAAUAUAUAGUGAGCUUAUUCUGUGGCGUGUAGACCCAAUAGGACCUUUGUCUUACACUGGAGGAGUAUCAGAAUUGGCUCGAAUUAACUCUUUACAUACAUCAGCCUUCUCUAAUGUUGCUUGGCUUCCGACUCUUAUUCCCAGCUAUUGUCUUGGCACAUACUGCAAUUCUGCAAGUGCUUGCUUUGUUGCUUCUGAUGGCAAAAAUUUGAGACUCUAUCAAGCUGUGGUGGAUGCAAGGAAAUUAUUGGAUGAAUUAUCAGAUCCUGAAUCUUCGAAACUCAUUGGAGAAGUGUUUAAUAUCGUGAGCCAACAGUCUACUGCUCGACCUGGCUGCAUUAUUGAACUCGAUGCAAUAACCAACCAAUGUGGCUCAAAUACACAGUUGCUUCAUGUAUUUCAAGAAGACUUCAUUAUAGGAUACAAACCACAUAAGGAAGAUAUGGAGAAAAAGGAAACAGAAAUUUUUUUUCAGCCUUCACAAGGAUAUCGUCCACCACCAUUUUCAGAAAAGUUCUUUCUAGUAGUAAUUGAAAAGAACAGCAAUAAUUACUCUAUUCUCCAUAUGUGGCACCUUCAUCUUAAAUCUGUACAAGCAUGCUUAGCUAAACCUUCAGAAGGCUUUUCAUCAGAGAGUCUACUUUCAGUCCCUGGACAGAAGAAUGUAGACUCUUCUCCAGAAACCUCGCCUAGUGUGAGCCCCAUGCCACACUCUGCCUCAAUUGCCAAUCUACAAACUGCUAGCAAACUUAUUCUGAGUUCUAGACUGGUCUACAGCCAACCUCUUGAUCUCCCAGAAGGAGUUGAAGUAAUAAGAGCAACACCUUCCGCAGGCCAUCUGAGUUCUUCUUCAAUUUAUCCGGUGUGCCUUGCCCCUUAUUUAGUGGUUACAACUUGUUCUGACAAUAAAGUACGCUUCUGGAAGUGUAGUAUGGAAACCAACCCUCAGUGCCAAAGCGAUGAGAAGGAAACUUACCAUUGGAGGAGAUGGCCCUUGAUGAAUGAUGAAGGAGAAGAUAACAGCAGUACAGUGAGCAUUGUGGGAAGACCAGUUGCUGUUAGUUGUUCAUACACAGGCCGCCUUGCCGUGGCUUACAAACAACCUGUCCACCACAAUGGUUUUGUUUCUAAAGAAUUUUCCAUGCAUGUUUGCAUCUUUGAAUGUGAAUCUACGGGAGGAUCAGAAUGGGUUUUAGAGCAAACAAUUCAUCUUGAUGAUUUGGUCAAGGUUGGCAGUGUACUUGAUUCGAGGGUCAGUGUUGACAGUAAUCUGUUUGUGUAUAGCAAAUCAGAUGCGCUUUUGAGCAAAGAUAGAUACCUUAUUCCAAAUAUCAAACAUUUAGUACAUUUGGACUGGGUUUCAAAAGAAGAUGGUUCCCACAUUCUCACAGUGGGGGUUGGUGCUAAUAUCUUCAUGUAUGGACGACUCUCAGGAAUUGUGACUGAGCAAAUCAAUAGUAAGGAUGGAGUGGCUGUCAUUACUUUACCACUAGGUGGUAGUAUCAAGCAAGGAGUUAGGUCAAGAUGGGUUCUUCUUCGUUCUAUAGACUUGGUGUCCUCUGUGGAUGGUACACCUUCGCUGCCUGUUUCUCUCUCCUGGGUGAGAGACGGGAUAUUGGUGGUGGGCAUGGAUUGUGAAAUGCACGUGUAUGCACAAUGGAAGCAUGCGGUCAAAUUUGGAGACAUUGAAGUGGAUAGUCCUGAUGCAGAAGAGACAGCAACACAAGAUCAUUCUGCCUUUAAAUCUAAUAUGUUGUCAAGAAAAAGUAUUGUUGAAGGCACAGCUGUUGCUGAUGAUGUGUUUUGCUCACCAACUGUGGUUCAGGAUGGCGGCUUAUUUGAGGCCGCACAUGUACUUUCCCCUACUCUCCCUCAAUAUCAUCCAACUCAGCUGUUAGAAUUGAUGGAUUUAGGGAAAGUUCGAAGGGCUAAAGCUAUUCUCUCUCAUUUAGUGAAAUGCAUUGCAGGUGAAGUUGCAAUAGUUAGAGAUGCUGAUGCUGGAGAAGGGACUAAGCGACAUCUUUCCCGAACCAUUAGUGUAAGUGGCAGUACGGCGAAGGAUACAGUCACCAUAGGAAAGGAUGGCACUCGAGAUUAUACCGAAAUAGAUUCUAUUCCUCCACUGCCAUUAUAUGCACUGCUUGCUGCGGAUCAGGAUACAACCUACAGAAUUUCAGAAGAGAGUACGAAAAUACCCCAGAACUUUGAAGAUCAUACCAAAAGUGAACCAGAAGAUCAGUAUUCAGAGCUGUUCCAAAUCCAGGAUAUAACCACAGAUGAUAUAGAUUUAGAGCCAGAACAGAGAGAAAACAAAUCGAAAGUAAUAAAUCUUUCUCAGUAUGGACCUGUUUACUUUGGCCAGGAACACGCUAGGGUACUUUCAAGUCACCUUAUGCACUCGAGUCUACCAGGCCUUACCCGUUUGGAGCAGAUGUUCCUCGUGGCUUUGGCUGAUACGGUGGCCACCACCAGCACAGAGCUUGACGAAAACAGAGAUAAGAGUUACUCAGGAAGAGACACACUAGACGAGUGUGGUUUGAGAUACUUAUUGGCUAUGCGUUUGCACACAUGCCUUUUGACAUCGCUGCCUCCUUUAUACCGAGUACAGCUACUUCAUCAAGGUGUGUCUACCUGCCAUUUUGCCUGGGCUUUUCAUUCUGAGGCUGAAGAAGAACUGAUAAAUAUGAUUCCGGCAAUUCAGAGAGGGGACCCUCAGUGGUCUGAGUUAAGAGCUAUGGGAAUAGGUUGGUGGGUCAGGAAUAUUAACACUCUUCGAAGAUGCAUUGAAAAGGUUGCCAAAGCUUCUUUCCAGAGGAACAAUGAUGCCUUGGACGCUGCGCUGUUCUACCUUUCCAUGAAGAAGAAAGCAGUAGUGUGGGGUCUGUUUAGAUCACAGCAUGAUGAAAAGAUGACAACAUUUUUUAGCCACAACUUUAAUGAAGAUAGGUGGCGUAAAGCUGCUUUGAAAAAUGCUUUCUCUUUACUUGGAAAACAACGCUUUGAACAAUCUGCUGCUUUUUUCUUGUUAGCUGGUUCAUUGAAAGAUGCCAUAGAGGUAUGUCUUGAAAAAAUGGAAGAUAUUCAGCUAGCCAUGGUUAUUGCCCGUUUGUAUGAAUCCGAAUUUGAGACGUCAUCCACUUAUAUAUCCAUCCUAAAUCAGAAGAUUCUGGGUUGCCAAAAGGAUGGCUCAGGAUUCGAUUGCAAAAGAUUACAUCCUGAUCCUUUCCUGCGUAGUCUUGCCUAUUGGGUAAUGAAAGAUUAUACCCGAGCUUUGGACACAUUAUUGGAGCAGACCCCAAAGGAGGAUGAUGAACAUCAAGUUAUCAUCAAAUCUUGUAACCCAGUGGUGUUUAGUUUCUACAACUACCUUCGAACGCAUCCUUUGCUUAUUCGAAGAAACCUUGCCUCCCCUGAAGGAACUUUGGCAACCUUAGGUCUCAAAACUGAAAAAAACUUCGUUGAUAAAAUUAACCUUAUAGAAAGGAAAUUAUUCUUUACCACUGCCAAUGCUCAUUUUAAAGUUGGAUGCCCUGUUCUAGCCUUGGAGGUACUUUCCAAAAUUCCAAAAGUUACCAAAAUAUCUGCCUUACCUUUGAAAAAAGGUCAGCCUGACUUGAUUCCUAAAAAGACAGAUGGUGAACCUUCAGAAUCAAAGACUAUGAGCGAUGACAGUGGGCGUUCUGGCAUUGACUGGUCUGGUGUAACUUCAUCACAGUUUGACUGGAGCCAGCCAAUAGUAAAAGUGGAUGAGGAGCCUCUUAAUCUUGAUUGGGGUGAAGAGCAUGACAGUGCCUUAGAAGAAGAGGAAGAAGAUGCUGCUGGUUUAAUAAUGAAAAGUGCAGAUGCCAGGGAGACAGACAGACAAGAUCAGAAAGCCUCAGACCCUAAUGUAUUACUGACUCCUCAGGAAGAGGACUGUCUGGAAGGUGAUACUGAAGUUGACGUGAUUGCUGAGCAAUUAAAAUUCAGAGCUUGUUUAAAGAUCCUUAUGACUGAGCUAAGAACACUGGCUACAGGUUAUGAAGUAGAUGGUGGAAAACUCAGAUUUCAGCUCUAUAACUGGCUUGAAAAGGAAAUCGCUGCCUUGCAUGAGAUAUGUAACCAUGAAUCAGUUAUUAAAGAAUAUGCCAGGAAAACACAUCCCAAGGUAGAGAGUGAUCUUCUGGACCAGGAAGAGAUGAUGAACAAACCAGAUAUAGGUUCCUAUGAGCGCCACCAAAUAGAAAGACGGAGAUUGCAGGCAAAACGGGAACAUGCAGAAAGACGAAAGUUGUGGUUACAGAAAAACCAAGAUCUCCUGAGAGUGUUUCUUAGUUACUGUAGCCUUCACGGGGCCCAGGGUGGUGGUCUGGCCUCGGUAAGGAUGGAACUCAAAUUUUUGCUACAAGAAUCACAGCAGGAGACCACAGUGAAGCAACUCCAGUCUCCACUUCCGUUGCCCACCACCCUACCUCUGCUUUCAGCAAGUAUUGCUUCAACAAAAACAGUCAUAGCUAACCCUGUAUUAUACCUAAAUAAUCACAUCCAUGAUAUACUUUACACUAUUGUUCAGAUGAAAACACCACCUCAUCCCAGUGUUGGAGAUGUGAAGGUGCACACCCUUCAUUCACUAGCAGCAUCACUUUCUGCAUCAAUUUACCAGGCAUUAUGUGACAGUCAUAGCUACAGCAGUCAAACAGAAGGAAACCAGUUUACAGGAAUGGCUUAUCAGGGACUUCUUUUAAGUGAUCGCCGAAGGCUGAGGACAGAAAGCAUUGAAGAGCAUGCAACACCAAAUUCUUCUCCUGCUCAAUGGCCUGGUGUGAGCUCACUCAUUAAUCUCUUGAGUUCAGCUCAAGAUGAAGAUCAGCCAAAACUGAACAUUUUGUUGUGUGAAGCUGUUGUUGCUGUUUACUUAAGUUUAUUGAUACAUGCUCUAGCUACAAAUUCUUCCAAUGAACUGUUUCGACUUGCAGCCCACCCAUUAAAUAAUCGAAUGUGGGCUGCUGUUUUUGGAGGGGGUGUGAAACUUGUUGUGAAACCUCAAAGGCAAUCAGAAAAUAUUUCAGCACCUCCUGUUCCUUCUGAAGACAUAGAUAAACACCGUAGGAGAUUUAACAUGCGAAUGCUUGUCCCCGGAAGACCUGUAAAAGAUGCUACCCCACCACCGGUGCCUGCAGAGAGACCAUCUUACAAAGAAAAAUUUAUUCCUCCUGAACUUAGUAUGUGGGAUUAUUUUGUUGCAAAGCCAUUUCUCCCUUUGUCUGAUAGCGGUGUUAUAUAUGAUUCUGAUGAAAGCAUUCAUAGUGAUGAAGAAGAAGAUGAUGCUUUUUUCUCAGAUACACAAAUACAAGAGCACCAAGAUCCAAAUUCUUAUAGCUGGGCUCUUCUGCAUUUGACAAUGGUUAAGCUAGUACUUCACAAUGUCAAGAAUUUCUUUCCCAUUGCUGGGUUGGAAUUCUCUGAGUUGCCUGUGACAUCACCAUUAGGUAUUGCUGUGAUUAAAAACUUGGAGAACUGGGAACAGAUCUUGCAAGAGAAAAUGGAUCAGUUUGAAGGUCCACCCCCUAACUAUAUCAACACAUACCCAACUGACCUUUCAGUGGGAGCCGGACCAGCUGUUCUUCGAAAUAAAGCAAUGCUAGAGCCGGAAAAUACUCCAUUCAAAUCCCGGGAUUCUUCUGCACUCCCAGUCAAACGACUCUGGCAUUUCCUUGUUAAACAAGAAGUCCUUCAAGAGACAUUUAUUAGAUAUAUUUUCACGAAGAAAAGAAAACAGAGUGAGGUUGAAGCUGAUUUGGGCUAUCCAGGUGGGAAGGCGAAAAUCAUUCAUAAGGAAUCGGAUAUGAUCAUGGCAUUUUCCAUUAAUAAGGCGAACUGUAAUGAAAUUGUCUUGGCUUCAACGCAUGAUGUACAAGAACUCGAUGUUACCUCUCUGUUGGCCUGUCAGUCAUAUAUAUGGAUUGGAGAAGAAUAUGACCGAGAAUCCAAAAGUUCAGAUGAUAUCGAUUAUCGUGGUUCCACAACAACGCUUUAUCAACCCAGUGCAACGUCCUACUCAGCAAGUCAGGCGCACCCACCGUCAUCUCUGCCCUGGCUGGGCAGUGGGCAGACCAGCACUGGAGCCGGUGUGCUGAUGAAAAGAAAUCUACAUAAUGUUAAGAGAAUGACCUCCCACCCAGUCCAUCAGUACUAUCUCACAGGAGCUCAGGAUGGCAGUGUGCGAAUGUUUGAGUGGACACGACCUCAGCAACUUGUCUGUUUCCGCCAGGCAGGCAAUGCAAGAGUUACCAGAUUAUAUUUUAAUUCACAAGGCAACAAGUGUGGUGUUGCGGACGGAGAGGGUUUUCUGAGUAUCUGGCAAGUAAACCAGACAGCAUCAAAUCCUAAGCCUUACAUGAGUUGGCAGUGCCACAGUAAAGCCACAAGUGACUUCGCAUUUAUUACCUCUUCAAGUCUAGUUGCCACAUCUGGACAGUCCAAUGACAAUAGAAAUGUAUGCCUGUGGGACACAUUGAUAUCCCCUGGAAACAGCCUCAUUCAUGGUUUCACAUGCCACGAUCAUGGCGCCACGGUCCUUCAGUACGCGCCCAAGCAGCAGCUCCUAAUCUCUGGAGGUAGGAAAGGCUGCAUCUGCAUUUUUGACAUCAGGCAGAGACAGCUGAUUCACACAUUCCAGGCACAUGACUCCGCUAUUAAGGCCCUGGCUCUGGACCCCUGUGAGGAAUAUUUUACUACAGGGUCAGCAGAAGGUAACAUAAAGGUUUGGAGACUGACAGGCCAUGGCCUGAUUCAUUCAUUCAGAAAUGAGCACGCUAAGCAGUCCAUAUUCAGAAACCUCGGGGCUGGCGUCACGCAGAUCGACAUCAUCCCGGGCAACCGGAUCUUCUCCUGCGGGGCCGAUGGCACGCUAAAAACCAGGGUGUUGCCCAGUGCUUUUAACAUCCCCAACAGAAUUCUCGACAUUCUCUAGACUUAAAGGUUUGGGCUUUAUUUUUAUGAACAUUUUAAUGAGAAUACACUGUCGUAAUGAAUAGGCGUUUCUGCUUCUUAAGCAGCUGUUCACACUGAAAACAAUGCAGAGAAUCCCUGUUGUAGAAUCUGAGACUGACCCCAGCUGAGAGUUGCCCAUACCGGUUGGUAGACUGACUGCAUGUACCUUAUUCUCACGCUGACAUACUCUAAAACAAAACAAAACCCUACUGUUGUAUGAAGGGUAGCUAUUCUUUACAGCAUUUAGUAAACCUGAUUCAGAAAGCAUUUGAGGUUAGAAAGUAUGUUAAUAAGUUAUAGUAAUGGGAAGGACGUUUAUACCAAAUUAAGGAGGAAAAUGUUGCUGAUUCAGGUUUUUCUUCCUAGUCUUACCACUGAUGGAAGCAUGCCCGCAGGCUCCUGUGUUCAGGGAAGGAUAGUCACAGGGUGUGAGAAGGUCUAGAUCACCAGAAGCCCUUUCUGAGCUGUGGCGCAGCGUGCAGGGACCAUUUCUCUGCUGGGAGAGGUCAUUUCCAUUCUUUUCUGCUGAUUAUUUUUCCUGUUAGUGUUUUUACUGAGCUAGUACUGUAACUUGCAAAUGAGUGCAAAUUUAAAUGCAACGUUUUUCCUUACGAUUUGCACACUCACAUUUUUUGGACUGCUAGUUUUUCUAUUUAAAUAUCUGCCUUCAUGUUAGGAAUGUAAUAUGUGAACAUGACAUAUUUGUAGUUGACUGAACAUACCAGUUUAGUACUUUUUCUUUCAGGGUUAAACACCCCCCCCACAUUUAAGGCUAUGCUGAAACUACACCAAUAGAGCAUUUCAUAUCAUAAUUUAAAUGAAUGUUAGGCUUUUUGUGGCCAGUUAAUAGUUGAUGAGAUCGGUGAUAUUAUUUAUUACCACAGCCUAUUGUAUAAACUAUGCAGAGUUAAAAUAUUAUUUGCUUAUAAAUUAUUAGCCAAUGUUGUCAUAUUUUGAUGUACCUCCUUGGUUAUGACCAAAAAAUGUUCUUGAGAUAUUGAAACCAAUGUCUGUGUGUUUAAAUGUUUACCAGCAAAUUAUCUCAUCAUGUUAAUGAGAAUGUUUAAUGCCUGUGUGGUAAAUAGUAAAAAUAUAAUGGCAUAAAAGCACCUUUCUCUGGAGGCGAUGUGAUGUUCGGGCUGUGAAAUACAUAUGUAAAAGAAAAAUAAAUGUUAUUUGUUAGAGUUUUA
This is a messenger RNA of Enhydra lutris kenyoni (northern sea otter), 10359 nucleotides long. Its product is annotated as Dmx like 2. Bases 39 to 9149 code for a protein of 3036 amino acids. Lineage: Eukaryota; Metazoa; Chordata; Mammalia; Carnivora; Mustelidae. Gene Ontology annotation, cellular component: RAVE complex. Gene Ontology annotation, biological process: vacuolar acidification. The transcript has 43 exons. Gene Ontology annotation, molecular function: protein binding. The record is from RefSeq and is a predicted model, not a curated record.